This is a messenger RNA of Bursaphelenchus xylophilus (pine wood nematode), 819 nucleotides long. Lineage: Eukaryota; Metazoa; Nematoda; Chromadorea; Rhabditida; Aphelenchoididae. The record is from the annotation of a GenBank genome assembly.
AUGAGUCUUCUUAACUGCAUCAGACCCGGUACAAUCCAGUGCCGGUUUGUCUCGUCCAAAUAUCUGAAGCCACAUCCUCGUCCUUAUAAAAGACGUUUGUUCGAAGCUGUAAUUAAGCCUGAAAUGCCAGAGGAAAUCACUCCCAAAUGCAUUCCUUAUUUUGAAUUCAAAAGACGUUACGAUGAAGAAGAGGGAAGGGUAGGUCUGAUCUAAUUCCUUCAAGACUUGUUACAGUACACGGCCAUUGAAUUAGCUCUUGCGGACAAAGUGAGAAAAUGGAUAAUUGAAGAAAAAUUUCGUGUGUUUUCCAUUUGCCAGUUCUUGUCAAUCAAAGCAAGGCCUCUUCAUUAUAUUAAGAAUCAGUAAGUGUUUGUUUUGUUUGAUAACAUUUUUAGAUUGAGGGUAAAAGGACUUGAGUUCAAGACAUAUGAACCGAGAAUCAUGAAUAAAGUGUUUGAGGGAACAGCUUUCGACGUACUCUCACCUCUGUACUUGGAGAUGAAUUACUGUCUUCUUUUUGGUAGGGACAUUACUGCCGUCAAAACGAUUGUGACCGAAACCAAUAGGAUACCUUAUAUCUUUCCUUUGGGUAAGUUUGUAGCUUUGUUUCAUUUUCUUUACUUUUAAUUUUCAGCAAUCACAUAUGAUGACAAGAUUCUUUCAUUACGCCAGAUUAACGAAUUGUGUGAACUCACAGAUCCAGAACAUAUUCGUGCCCAGACAGUGCAGCUGCUGCAAACUGUUCCAUCCCAACUCACCUCUACUUUGGAUCACCCAUCUCAGAACCUCACAUUUCUUCUGAGUAAUAUUCCAAACUGA